Messenger RNA from Patella vulgata (common limpet), 1473 nucleotides. RefSeq names its product obg-like ATPase 1. The coding region runs from base 135 to 1337 and encodes 400 amino acids. The record is from RefSeq and is a predicted model, not a curated record. Gene Ontology annotation, cellular component: cytoplasm. Gene Ontology annotation, molecular function: ATP binding; GTP binding; ATP hydrolysis activity. Lineage: Eukaryota; Metazoa; Mollusca; Gastropoda; Patellidae. The transcript is spliced from 12 exons.
UCACCGUAAUAGACAUGCGUAGUAAAUGUUUCACCAUAUUGGGAAACCCACGUUACAGACCGGUAUAUUUACUGGAAUCACAGCUUUUGUCAGUAAACAUAACAUAAAGUUUGUCCAACAGACCAGGAUAUAAAAUGCCACCUAAAAAGAAGGAAGCUGAAGGCCCCCCACCAUUAAUUGGUCGUGUAGGAACUUCUUUAAAGAUUGGUAUUGUUGGUUUACCGAACGUUGGGAAGUCUACCUUUUUUAACGUUCUCACAAAAAGUCAAGCUUCAGCAGAAAAUUUUCCUUUCUGUACAAUUGAACCAAAUGAAAGUCGUGUACCCGUUCCUGAUACUCGAUUCGAUUUCCUGUGUGAAUAUUAUCAACCACUUAGCAAGGUACCAGCUCAUUUAAAUGUAGUAGAUAUUGCUGGUUUGGUUCAAGGUGCUCAUGAGGGUAAAGGUCUAGGAAAUGCCUUUUUAUCAAACAUUAAAGCAUGUGAUGCUAUCUUCCAUGUCACAAGAGCAUUUGAUGACGAAGACAUCAUACAUGUAGAUGGAGAAGUUAACCCAGUACGAGAUCUUCAGACCAUCCACGAUGAACUACGAUUAAAAGAUCUAGAUUACUGUCAGAAACAAUUAGAACCGUUAGAAAAAAGUGUUGCACGAGAAGGCAAAACUGGUGACAAGAAAAAGAAAAUAGAACAUGACUGUCUAAUUAAAGUUAGAGAUGUCUUACAAGAUAAUAAAUGGCUUAGAAAUGUAACUUGGAGUGUAAACGAGAUAGAUGUUUUAAAUACCCAUUUAUUUAUUACAAGUAAACCAGUUAUAUAUUUAGUUAAUUUAUCUAUAAAAGAUUAUGUAAGGAAGAAGAACAAAUGGUUAGUUAAGAUUAAAGAAUGGAUCGACAAAAAUGAUAAGUGUGCCCUGUUGAUUCCGUUUAGUGGAGCUCUUGAACUCGAUCUGGCUGACAUGCAAACCCAAGAAGAAAAAGAUGCUAAACUUAAAGAAUUGGGAACAACAAGCGCUUUAGAGAAAAUAAUUGUGAAUGGUUACAAAGCUUUAAAUCUGAUUUAUUUCUUUACGUCUGGUAAAGAUGAAGUUAAAGCCUGGACAAUUCAAGUUGGAACGAAGGCCCCUGGAGCUGCUGGAAAAAUUCACACUGAUUUUGAGAAAGGGUUUAUAAUGGCUGAAGUCAUGUCAUUUACUGAUUUCAAGGAAUAUGGAAAUGAAGCAGCUGUCAAAAAUGCUGGUAAAUAUAAACAGAAAGGUAAAGAAUACGUGGUGGAAGAUGGCGACAUUAUUUUCUUUAAAUUUAACGCUGGAGCUGGAUUAACAGCAGCUAAAAAGAAGUGAAAAAUCCAUUGGCUGAACUUUAUUCUAUAUACAUAUACAAAACAGUUGCGUUAGAUGCUGAAGACGGAGAUGAACUUCUUGAAAAGUGUUUUAAUCUGUUUAAUAUGAAGUCAGUUAAUAAAAAUGUUUGAAUGAG